Molecule: messenger RNA, 3801 nt
Organism: Phasianus colchicus (ring-necked pheasant)
Lineage: Eukaryota; Metazoa; Chordata; Aves; Galliformes; Phasianidae
Gene: PDE8B
Product: phosphodiesterase 8B
Biological process (GO): signal transduction
Molecular function (GO): 3',5'-cyclic-nucleotide phosphodiesterase activity
Source: RefSeq, a predicted model, not a curated record
ACAGAGGUACAAAUUGGGCCUAUGAGACUGACACAAGAUCCAAUUCAGGUCUUGCUGAUCUUCGCAAAAGAAGACAACCAAAGUGACGGCUUCUGGUGGGCCUGUGACAGAGCUGGUUACGGAUGCAACAUUGCCCGGACUCCAGAAUCAGCACUUGAAUGUUUCCUUGAGAAGCACCAGGAAAUAAUUGUUAUAGAUCACAGGAACUCCAGAUAUUUUGAUGCAGAAGAUAUCUGCAGGUCUAUUCGUGCCACAAAGCCAUCAGAACACACUGUAAUACUUGCUGUGGUUCCACGCACAUCUGCUGAUCAAGAAGAGAAUUCUGUUCUUCCCCUUCUUAAUGCAGGCUUUGAUAGGCAAUUCAUGGAGAAUAGCAGCAUAACUGCUUGUUACAAUGAACUCAUUCAAAUAGAACAUGGGGAAGUGCGAUCUCAGUUCAAAUUACGGGCAUGUAAUGCAGUAUUUACAGCAUUAGAACAUUGUCAGGAAGCUAUAGAAAUAACCAGUGAAGAUCGUGUUAUUCAGUAUGUUAAUCCGGCCUUCGAGCAGAUGAUGGGGUAUCAGAAGGGAGAGCUCAUUGGCAAGGAACUUACUGAGCUACCAAAAAGUGAUAAAAACCGUGCAGAUCUGUCAGACACUAUCAACGCAUGUAUUAAAAAAGGAAAGGAAUGGCAAGGAGUUUACUAUGCAAGAAGAAAAUCUGGAGACAGUAUCCAGCAACAUGUGAAGAUAACACCAGUGAUUGGUCAAGGAGGGAAGAUCAGACACUUUGUGUCCCUCAAAAGGCUGCGUUAUACUAAUGAAAGCAACAAGCAGCUCUGCAAGAGUCACCGUGAUGAGAAUUAUUCAGGAGACAAUUCUCAGUCAGAAUCCCAUUCCUUCAAAUGCAAGAACAGAAGGAAAGACUCAGUUGAUGUUAAGUCGAUAACUUCACAAAGUAGUGAUGCUCCAAGUUUACAGACCCGGCGGUACUCUUCUAUGGCAAGGAUCCACUCAAUGACAAUAGAAGCUCCUAUCACAAAGGUUAUUAACAUAAUUAAUGCUGCCCAGGAAAACAGCCCCAUCACUGUAGCAGAGGCCUUGGACAGAGUUCUGGAAAUCCUGCGGACAACAGAACUUUACUCCCCUCAGCUAGGUACCAAAGAUGAGGAUCCUCACACAAGUGAUCUUGUUGGAGGUCUGAUGACUGAUGGCUUGAGAAGACUGUCCGGAAAUGAGUAUGUGUUUUCCAAGAAUAUGAACCUGAGCCAUAGUCACCUUUCAGUGCCAAAUACUAUCAAUGAUGUUCCACCUUGUAUUGCACAGCUCCUGGAUAAUGAGGAAAGCUGGGACUUCAAUAUCUUUGAAUUGGAAGCUGUUACAAAUAAAAGGCCACUAGUUUAUUUAGGCUUAAAAGUUUUUGGCCGGUUUGGGGUCCCUGAGUUUUUGAACUGCUCAGAAGCCACACUGCGAGCAUGGCUGCAGGUGAUGGAAGCCAACUACCACUCCUCCAAUGCAUACCACAACUCCACGCACGCUGCAGACGUCCUGCAUGCUACUGCCUUCUUUCUGGGAAAGGAGAGAGUUAAGGGAAGCCUUGGCCAUUUAGAUGAAGUGGCUGCAUUAAUAGCAGCCACCAUUCAUGAUGUAGAUCACCCUGGACGGACCAACUCUUUCCUGUGCAACGCAGGCAGUGAAUUAGCUGUCCUUUACAAUGAUACUGCUGUGCUAGAGAGCCAUCACACAGCACUGGCAUUUCAGCUGACAGCUAAAGACAGCAAAUGCAACAUUUUCAAGAAUAUUGAUAGAAAUCACUAUCGGACAUUGCGCCAGGCCAUUAUUGAUAUGGUUCUGGCAACAGAGAUGACAAAGCACUUUGAACACGUGAACAAAUUUGUGAACAGCAUCAACAAGCCAAUGGCAUCUGAGGAGACCAGCUCACAUAGUGAAGGAAGUGACUGUGAAUGUACAGCCAGCAUGAAGAACUUUCCAGAUAACCAAACACUGAUCAAGCGUAUGAUGAUUAAAUGUGCAGAUGUAGCAAAUCCAUGUCGUCCCUUAGAACUAUGUAUUGAAUGGGCAGGGAGGAUUUCAGAGGAAUAUUUUGCACAGACAGAUGAAGAGAAGAGACAGGGUCUGCCUGUUGUGAUGCCAGUGUUUGACAGAAACACCUGCAGCAUUCCCAAGUCUCAGAUUUCCUUCAUUGAUUAUUUUAUAACAGACAUGUUUGAUGCAUGGGAUGCAUUCGCACACCUGCCUGUUUUGAUGCAACACUUGGCCAACAACUACAAACACUGGAAAAUGCUGGAUGAGUUAAAAUGCAAGAGUCUCAGGCUUCCAUCAGAAAACAACAACUGACAUUAAAACAAGAAAAACUGACCUCCCAAACUACCAGUUCCACUGUGAAUUGCUUAUUAACUUGGAUACAACGGGGAUAGUGUUUUCUUUCAAGUGAAACUAAGACUAUGUGUCAAGAACAAAGUAUUUUAUCUAUCAUUUUUAAGCUUCUCUGAAUUCCACACAAAAAUAUUUUCAAAAAGGCCAUAAACAAGUGCACUUUGGAAAUAUCAUUUUGUGGCAGAUAAGGUACUUCCAAAACUAAUUUCUAGUACUGAAUAUGAAUCUGUCGAAUCUUGUAUCAAAUACAACUGUAUCCACUAGCACUUCACACAGCUGUUUCUCAGACACAGGUAAUCUAGUCACCAGGAAAAUAAUAAGUUGAAAAACAACCAUAAACACUUCUCAGUUACCUAGCAUAAAUUUGCUCCAAUUCUGCCAAAGUUCUUUAGCUCUUUCAAGCACAGUUGUAGAGAGAGUAUGCACAGUAGAACAAGUAAUCCUCAAGAAACUGGGCACACUAAAAACAAACACAACACCAUUUAAAGCAAAACUUUCAUUACAGACAAUAUAAACCUGUUCCUUUGUGAACUUUGUGAAAUUCCCAUAAAUUGACAAUACAGUGGAGGAAAAUAAGCAUGUUCUGUGUAAUUGGUGCCAUCCACAUUUUUUUCUGCCAUCUUAGAUAUUAACAUGUGAUACUUUGUCAAGUAUUACAUAUAAACCAUUGUGGCAGUUGAUUGACAUCCCUUUUUAUAAUGUGAUGGUUGUACACAGACAUCAAUUUUAUUAAAAUGAUCUAAACUUUAUGACAAGGCCAUACAUUGUGCUGCUUACUUAUCAGAUGAACCUCCAUCUUUUGUUUAAAAAAAAAGUUUCCAGGUUAUAAUUUAUAACAGCAUUACAGUUUGUACUGCUUCUUCCUUCCUAACAAAAUGCUGCUUUGUUUGGUCGUGUAAAAAAAAAAAAAAAAAAAACAUUCCAGAAGUUGUAAAUAAGUAAGUCAGAAAUCAGACAUAGUUUUUCAUUGGUUUUAGAAUAUGAAAUUUAUGCUAAAGCUUUCUAAGCACAAAUGCGUAUUUUUGUACAUCUCAUUUUAACCACAUGCAGACCAUGAACAUGAGUUCAAAUUUUAGACUGUUCUCAGAUUAUUCAGUUAAUAAUGGCAGAACUGCUGAUUUUUAAACACUUUGCACUGCAGACAAAAGCAUCAUAUCAGUGACUUGAGUCGAAACGAAGGGUCUUGAGGCAGACUCUUUUCCACACCUUUACACUGUAUCUACAACUGAACUAUGAAAAAAAUAAAAGGAGCUUAGAUAGCUGUGGAAGAAAAGUGACAGUGAUUGUUUACUGCAGGUAGCUUAAGUAAUGUGCCAAUCUUUUUUGUAUGUUUUGUACCAAGUUUGGAAAACAAUAAAAUAAAAUGUAUGUGCAGAAAAAAAUGUAUAUAAGGUAUAUUUUUGUUAGAAUUGUAAUAGAACCUUA